AUGUCUCUUUCGCUAUUGGCGACCGCAUUGCUGGGCAUCGGCGCAGUGACGCCCGUCCAUGGUCGAGGCGAUUCGCAGAUCCCGUUGCCCAACUACGCCGAUGCGUGCCCCGAUUAUGCGCUUUACGCAUCAUAUCCCCAUCGUCCCUUUAGCACUGGCCCGCUCGCCUUGCCUUACCAGCGUCCCAACCCGCAGUGUCGGACGUUUCACUCAGACGAGAUCGAGAGAGUCAUCGAAGAGGUGACGUCGAGGAUCAAGGAUCCUGACCUGGCACGUCUGUUCGAGAACACCUUUCCCUCGACGACGGACACAACUGUCAAAUUCCACACCAAGGGCGGCAAGAACACAGGCUUUGUCCCGGUUGAUGGGCGUCGCUUGGACGAUGGCGCAUGGGAAGGACCCCAGUCCUUUAUCAUCACCGGCGAUAUCAUUGCAGAGUGGCUGCGAGACUCGACAAACCAGCUGCGUCCCUACCAGGGCCUGGCCAAGAAAGACCCAGCCAUCUUCGACCUGAUCGUUGGGGCCAUCAAUACGCAAUCCGAGUAUGUCAUCCAGUCGCCGUACUGCAAUGCCUUCCAGCCGCCGCCCAUCAGCGAAUUGUCCGUCUCCGCCAACGGCCAGGAUGACAUAGUGCAUCCGGCAUACGAGCCGAGUGUCGUGUUCGAGUGCAAGUACGAGCUCGAUUCUCUGGCGCACUUCCUGGCUUUGGCAAACGACUUUUACGAGGCCACUGGAGCUACUGACUUUGUGAACAAGCGGUGGCUUCUUGCCGUCGACACUCUGUUGCUGGUGCUGAAGCAGCAAUCGGAACCGACUUUUCACGAGGAAACAGGCCAGUAUGACAGAAAUGCCUACACCUUCCAGCGGUGGACGAAUACUGGCACCGAGACUCUCAAUCUUCAGGGUGUCGGUAACCCCCUGAAUAGCGGAACGGGGCUGGUUCGAUCGGCAUUCAGACCAAGUGACGAUGCCACUAUCCUGGGAUUCUUCAUCCCGGCGAAUGCCAUGAUGUCUGUGGAGCUUGGUCGGGCUGCCAAGAUGCUGCAGGCUGCGGGCAACAAGGCUCUGGCCACUAAGCUUGGUAAAUGGAGCGAAAAGUUGCGCGCAGGCGUGCUGGAGCAUGGUGUCGUCAAGCAUAGAAAAUACGGCGACGUGUUCGCUUACGAGGUUGACGGAUAUGGCUCUUCCAUCUUGAUGGACGACGCAAACUACCCUUCCCUUCUUGCCCUCCCAGUGAUGGGCUUCUGCGACGUAGAUGAUCCGGUGUAUCAGAACACGAGGAAGAUGAUACUGGAUAAACAAGGCAACCCGUAUUACCUGACGGGUAGAGGUUUUCAAGGAAUUGGAGGACCGCACAUUGGUUUGAAGAACGCCUGGCCCAUGAGUCUGCUGCUUCAGGCCCAAACGUCAAAUGACGACAAGGAGAUUAAAGAAUGUAUCGACAUGGUGCUGAAGGCAUCCCCGCGUGGCCUGAUCCACGAGAGUGUCGAUGUUAAUUACGUGAGCCAGUAUACGCGGAGCUGGUUUGCUUGGGCGAACGGAGUUUUCGCCGUGACGAUUUUGGAUUUGGCAAAGAGGAAGCCGCACUUGGUGUUUGGACCGGGAGCGGCGCCGUAUGAGAUGUGA
This is a messenger RNA of Trichoderma aggressivum f. europaeum, 1626 nucleotides long. Its product is annotated as CAZyme family GH125. The transcript is spliced from 3 exons. The record is from RefSeq and is a predicted model, not a curated record. Lineage: Eukaryota; Fungi; Ascomycota; Sordariomycetes; Hypocreales; Hypocreaceae. The coding region runs from base 1 to 1626 and encodes 541 amino acids. Gene Ontology annotation, biological process: carbohydrate metabolic process.